AUGCAAAAGCAACGUGUAAACACGCAAGUCACUAGUGUUGAGGCAACCACCAACGGCGGGGCAUCGCUAAUACGUACAAGAUAUUCGCGCGAUUUCCAGACAAUCAACUUCGAGAGCACCGCCAUCUUUAGCAAUGAAGCUGAAGGCUCCGCCAACGUCCAUGGCAAUGCCUUCAGCACUACCACAGGUAGUCACGGUGCUCUACAAGCUUUCACUACUAGAGAGGACCAGUCCGCCUCGACAGGGUCGACGUCCUCCAACCCGAAGACAGCGCAAGCUGCGCAUGUCGUCGAAAAGAAACGUAAACGAAAUGCCGAGGUCCUUGAUAGCCGGCCACAGGCCUCGGGAUCUUCCACCGAAAGUCCGCAAAAUUCUCGUGAAGACCUUCCGAAUGCUUCCUUCCCACUCCCUCCCAGGCUGAAAGCUCGCAAGAAGCGCGGGCAUGGGUGGACCCGCAGAAAAAUUAGAAGGGCGACUACCCAAGAUCGUACUGUCCGGGUAGGCGGCAAGCGCCCAGUCGAGGGCGUCGAUGGCGAAGAAGACGAGGCAAGGCGAAUGAAGAGGCAGCGUAUUAGUGAGGAGGCCGUUGCGGGGUCAUCCAACGCACGUUCGAUGUCGUUGGACAACAUGAUUGGUGCAACCAACGUCCGUCAGCUGCGAUCGCGCAGCAUCGUCUUUCCCGAUGGUCCCGCAAACUCGGGAAGCGACGAGGGAAACAGGACGACGAGGUCGCCAUCUCCAGAUCGUGCACCUGUGAGAUCAACGAUAGAUGAUUCUCUGGCAAUUGCGGUUGAGUUCGUACAGAUCAAAAUGGAAGAAGAAGAGGAGGAUUACCUCUGGGAUACACCUCCGGCAUGGGAUUGGAGUCCAGUGAUGCCAGAGUCUGAACUGACAAACGAGGAUACGUUCAAGUUCGAUAGUAACCGGAGUACGCCGGAGCUAUCGACUGAGCAUUCCGAAUGCCAUAUAAGUAAAAGCGAGUCGGUCGGUUCGACACCGAUUUCGACGCCACGUGCGCAGUCGGAAGACGUUCAAUCGUUUGAUAGAUCCCUCGUAAUUGUUCUUCCGGGAACGAUGGAGGAAGAGGAGGCACCGGACGAAUUGAUGGACGUUCUGGAUGAGGGUGAGGACGAGGACGAGAUUGAUGAAUAUGUUUCGGGUUCCUUCAUCCUUGGUGGCGGAAGAAGGUCAAGGGCUCCCAGCCCUCCAUCUCUUCCUCCGUCACACUCCGUCUCACGAUUGUCAACUCUCCAUCGUGAUGAGGAGACAGAAAGCGCUAGAUACCGUCCAGAGGAAAAUGCGUACGAUCAAGAGAUCAUUCCACACCUCGAUUACGGUUAUGAACUGCAAAGUCAGCCUGCUCGUCCACCUGGCUUCUUGUCAGAGCGUCUGCUCCCUGCUAUAUAUUGCCUCUCCAACGCUAUCCGCCAUUUAUCCGAGUCUUCCGAGGUGCAUAUCAGCAACCCAACAGUGUCCUCCGAUGCAAUGGCGAGUUGA
This is a messenger RNA of Fomitiporia mediterranea MF3/22, 1497 nucleotides long. RefSeq lists its product as uncharacterized. The transcript is spliced from 5 exons. NCBI's taxonomy places the organism in Eukaryota, Fungi, Basidiomycota, Agaricomycetes, Hymenochaetales, Hymenochaetaceae. The record is from RefSeq and is a predicted model, not a curated record. The coding region runs from base 1 to 1497 and encodes 498 amino acids.